AUGUCUCACGCUAUCCUUAGAGGUAGAUCCACGCCAGCACAAUUAUAUCUCGAUGGAGUUUUGGAAUCAAUACUGGAGGUAAAGAAAGAAAUGAAUCCAACUAAAAUUAGUGUGACCGAAGUGAUAUUUUAUUGUAUGAAUCGAAAUCGUUCUAAUGUUUUCAUGAUUAAUGGUUUGUCAAAUGAAUACUUUACUAACGAAAAAAUACUUAAGAUGUCGGUUCCACUUGCGAGAGCCUUAAUCGAUAGAGAAAUUAAUGGAAAAACUGUGAUAUUGAUACUAAGAAACCAUGAGUUCAUGGCGGCUGUGUACUAUGGAGUUAUUUUUGCUAGAGCUAUCCCUUUUAUGAUUGAUCCUAACUGCACAAUGUAUGAACUUAAUCACUUCAUGGCUUUGAUUCGUCCCAGCUUAGUUUUUUGCGAGCAAAAUCAAGUGGCAAACGUUUCUAAAACUGUGAAUGAUUCCAACAAUGAUAAACCUAGUAUUGUUGUAGUGGACGAUGGUACUUAUUUUCAACAGAUUAUUGCUGGAUUCAGCGAUAAUCUGGAUACUUUUAGAAUUAUGGAUGUUAAUGUCAACUCGCCGGUUAUAAUGUUGCCUACAAGUGGUUCAACAGGAUUACCCAAAGCUGCAAUGUUAAGUAAUGAAGGUUUAGUUGCACAGCUUCCAACUCUUUGGGCCCAUCACAACCAGUUUCCUCGACCAACUAAUAUAGCGAUGCUAAUUUCAACAGCGCAAUGGAUGACGCAUACUAGUUUAAUGACAACUUGUCCGGUUUAUCAAAUCACAUUGCUAAUGACUCCGACGCCCACUAUUGACUGUUUACUUAAAAUGAUUCGACGAAACAAGCCAACAUGGGCUCUCCUUGGACCAGCGUUUGCCAUUUCUUUAUCUACAGCAGCUUCUUCAGAAGAUUUAGCCUCGCUUCAGACAGUUUUAACUACAGGUUCACAGCCAGGCCCUAAUACAAUGAAAGCUCUAAAGGAAAAGCUAUCAGCACGUGUACGCCUAUGCAAUGGAUAUGGAAUGACAGAAACACACGGAUUCAUUACCAUCCCUGAUCAAAUAACUACAUUUGAAUGUACGGGAACAGUUGGAAAUAUUUUUGAUUUCAAGUUGCUAGAUGAGACUGGUAAAGAAAUUGGAAUAAAUGAAAAUGGAGAAUUGAUGUUACGAAGCGAGCUGUGCAUUUUACAGGGUUAUUAUAAAAAUGAAAAAGCGUACAAGGAAUGCAUAACAGACGAUAACUGGUUGAAGACUGGUGAUGUGUUUUACCAAAAUGAAGACGGCUUCAUGUUCUUUGUGGAAAGAAAGAAAUUUUGGUUCAAGUAUUUGAAUCAUCACAUUUCACCAGAAGAACUGGAAGCUGUGAUCGGUACAGUACCAGGUGUAGAAGAAUGUUCAGUUUGUGAGACACCGAAUGGACCAGCGGCGGGUGUUGUAAGGCGUCUAGAUUGCAACACAACUGAACAAGAUAUUCAUAACAUUGUUAAUUCUACACUUAGUGAUUACAAGCGUCUUCGAGGUGGAGUGGUGUUUGUCACAUCUCUUCCACACACGCACAGUGGGAAGCUACACCGCUCUGACUGCCGAAAUCUUAUAAACAAUCUGCUUGGAAAUCAAUUAUAA
Messenger RNA from Parnassius mnemosyne (clouded apollo), 1629 nucleotides. NCBI's taxonomy places the organism in Eukaryota, Metazoa, Arthropoda, Insecta, Lepidoptera, Papilionidae. The record is from the annotation of a GenBank genome assembly.